Pseudo-nitzschia multistriata is the source of this 1829-nucleotide messenger RNA. NCBI's taxonomy places the organism in Eukaryota, Bacillariophyta, Bacillariophyceae, Bacillariales, Bacillariaceae. The record is from the annotation of a GenBank genome assembly.
CUUCACCUUCCACUGCCWCCGAAACAGACCAAUUGCUCAAACCUUGCACUUAUCCACCAACAGCUUCGACAAGCUACCGGUAUGGUGAUGGACAACCACUACGCAUCACAAACCAUUGGGCCACAAUUGUAACACACAGCGGCAAUGCCAUCAGAAAAGGAGAAGUUCCCCGAGCAGGAUCCCUAUGAUUUGCUGGGUGUCUCGUUCGACGCUUCCAAUGCGGAAAUCAGCAAGGCCUACCGCAAGCUGGCGCUGAAGCUCCACCCCGACAAGCAGCCACAGGGAAACCCGGCCCUGGCCGAAGAAGUCGCCAAGAAAUUCCACGACAUCAAGGAAGCCAGAACCUUUCUGCUGGACGAAGACUUUGCCCAGGCACGCCGCAAGUACGAUGCCAAGCGCGAAUCCGAUCGCCUCCGCAAACAGACCGAGGCGCUGCGCGAGAAGAACAUGAGCGAGCGGCGGAAGCGCCUCCGCGAGGAACUGAGGGAAAAAGAGGCAGCAGCUGCGCGCCGAUCGCGAGGAAAAAAGGAGGAGCAGCGACGGAAAAAGGACGAGGACAUUGUGAACCAGCUGCGAAAAGAGGGGAAACGAAAGCGGCAGGAAUACGCCGAACGCGAUGUCCAGAGGAAGGAAGACGAAGAGAUGGAGAAGAUGGUCCGCGAAAACGCCAGAGCAAAAAAACAACAGCAGCGAGAUCUCCUAGAAGACCGACAAGUCCGGCUCAAGUGGGACCGAAAGAAAAUGAGGCCCAGUCCCUCCGAGGACUCCCUGGCAACSCUUUUGUCGGACCAAUUCGGAUUGGUCGAGGGCAUCGAACUGCUCGGCAGGAAGGGAAACCAGGCYCUCGCGACGUUUGCCGACCGGGCCAGCUGCAAGCCCUGCGUGGAGUUCUACGCUACCAGUCCGGUGAUGAGGGCCAAGUACGUCGGGAGGCGCAGGGACGAGGAGGAAGACCGGGCGGAGCGCGAGCGCCUGGCGGAGCAGCAACGCGAAGGCGGYRAUCUCGACAAAGGUCCGAGGAACGAGAGCCUGGAGGACCGUAGGGUCCGACAGGCCGCGGAGCGCGAGCGGCUCCUGCGGCAGCUGGAGGACGAGRACGAGAACGACUCUGCGGCAAAGCCGGGAGCACGCGCGUCGGAUGGCGACAGAAGGGAUGGGAAGACGACUCGGGGCCGGGRMCACACACCGACCARGGCAUCGMWGUUUCCSCUUCCGCUUCCGAACACGGACGGGUACGACGGUCUUUCGCCGUUCGAAGUGUUGGAAAAGUUCGAAGGAAGCGUUUUGGGGAGUAUAUUCGGUGGGGACAACAACGAUGGUACAGAAGCAAUGGAUGCAGAGGGUGCAACGCAAUAAAUACUGCUUUCUUGUAMUGCACAAUWCUAUACUCUUUUUAUAGAAAAAUCCACUAGCUACSAUAURUARAGGUAGACCCUUGGAAGGGCUUCGUUKCAAUGAUCGCUGUCCACCGCAAGRCAUUCGCUCUGGGUGAAGGAAAAUCAGAAUGGAAAGCUUCGCKCUGGUGCUUGGUAAAUCUGCUAUAUUUGUCUUCGUAUAACCGACGUCUUUGCACAAGCUCGCUUGCUACAUUUAUUGGAAGCCACGCAAUGAAAUCUCACGUUUGACCAACCUCUCAGUGCUCUCGGACAUUCCCCCAAGGAAGCUCUGUGAACAAUAGUGCGGCCUCGUCUGUUUUUUCCUUCGAAAGGCACGCACCACCAUCCGUUGCGCCCUUCGUCCCUUGAGGCAGACACGGAGCUCCCCUUUUGGCAAGGUGGAGAGGCGCGAACGCCGUUGGAACGCAAGAAUGCUUGUUUCGCGGGGCAUUC